This is a messenger RNA of Labeo rohita (rohu), 2760 nucleotides long. Its product is annotated as 4-galactosyl-N-acetylglucosaminide 3-alpha-L-fucosyltransferase 9-like. The transcript has 3 exons. The coding region runs from base 149 to 1237 and encodes 362 amino acids. Gene Ontology annotation, cellular component: membrane. NCBI's taxonomy places the organism in Eukaryota, Metazoa, Chordata, Actinopteri, Cypriniformes, Cyprinidae. The record is from RefSeq and is a predicted model, not a curated record. Gene Ontology annotation, molecular function: alpha-(1->3)-fucosyltransferase activity.
AGAAUGGUGAUGUGGCACAACAGUUUACUGGACAAAACCGCUGCCUGAGAACAACACCCCUGCAUCGGACUGAAAGUUAAUGGAAGCCACUGGUCUUAAUUGUGCAUAUUAGUCUCUGCUGGAUCAAGCUGUGCUUCCCAACAAAACCAUGUCAAGUCAUAUCAAAACAAUACUUCAUCCCAGAUAUUUGCUUCUUCUAUUCUCUGUUGGACUGAACAUAUUUUUAAUAUGUGAAUUCUUACAGCCACAUUUUAAUAUAUCACCAAUAGUCAGAACUUUUACAGCAUCUGAAGACAAGCCUCCGGAAAACAGCACCAUCCUGCUUUUAUGGUUUUGGCCAUUUGGGAAAAAAUUGGACCUAAAUUCCUGCAGUUCCAAAUUUAAUAUAGACGGUUGUCACUUAACUGUAGAUAGAGAGCUCUACAGCGAAGCUCACGGAGUGCUGAUAAAUCACAGAGAUAUUAAAAGCGACCUGUCAAAUUUACCCACAAAACCAAGGCCUUUCUUCCAGAAAUGGAUAUGGAUGCACUUUGAGUCUCCACAAAACACAAGACGAUUCGACGGUCUGGAGAACCUAUUCAAUGUGACACUGAAUUACAGACGGAUUGCUGAUGUUGUCCUUCGUGAACAAAUUAUGAUUAAAACUGAAGAUGUCGAGGAUAAGAUAUUUCCACAAGUUCUGGACAAAAAGGAUAAGUUAGUUUGCUGGGUUGUGAGCAACUGGAAUGAGCAGUUUGAAAGGGUAAAAUACUAUAAUGAGCUUAAAAAACACAUCAACAUUUAUACCUUUGGACGUCAUUUUGGAAAAGCAGUAAAUGACGCAGAAUACAAGGAAAUAUUAACUACAUGUAAGUUCUAUCUGUCAUUUGAGAACACAGCCGCUCACUAUGACUACAUGACAGAAAAGCUGUUCAAUCCCCUCACUUUCGGAUCAGUGCCAGUGACUCUUGGUGCUCCACGAUACAUAUACGAAAGGUUUGUGCCCAAGGAUGCUUUCAUCCACGUGAAGGACUUCUCCAGCCCUCAGAAACUUGCUGAACACCUUCUAUCACUGGAUAGGAAUGUUGAAGAAUACAAAAAGUAUUUUCAAUGGCGAAAACACUUUGUAGUCAAACUUGUUAACUAUCCCGAAGAGCAUGCAUGUCGUGCCUGUCAAUAUAUACGAACAAAGAAAGACUACCAAGUUUUUGGAAACCUUAACAAAUGGUACUGGGAUGUCAUCAAAGAUGAGACCUAAAGAUCAAGGGUGUCUUUUUAUGGCUGUAUUGCUUUUGCUAAACACUGGAUGACAAAGCUGGUUUAAAUGCUCACCCAGAUAGCACACGUAUGUCUCCAAGAAGUCUGUUAAAGAUCACUUGAUCUUCAGCGUACAAACAUCUGGCAGAUGUCUGUAAGACGUCAGUUUAACAUUCAUUCAAAAUCAUAAACAUCUCAAAGACACCUAAUAGACGUCUAUUUGACACCUUAAAGGAAACGUCCGAUGGAUGUAUUGUAGAGCAAACACUAAAAAUACGUCUUGCAGAUGUAAAUGCAGAUGUCAAAUAGACGUCUCCAUGAUGUACAUGUGCUAUCAGGGCAGUGCCUUUAAUUUUGUAUUGCUAAAGGCUGGAAUACACUAUACGACUAAAAAUCUAAAUAGAUUUUACCAGUGGGAAAGGUUACCAGACUUCAAUGCUGGAUGACAAAACCUUAUAAAAUUCAUACACUUUACGUUAGAGUAUAAUGCAUUUUUUAAGGAAUUAUUGAAGACGGACGUUGAAUUAUUAAAAAUAAUGUUUCUAAUAGGCCUAAUUCAAAUUGACCACAGUCAGUUAUUCCACUUGUACUGGAGACUAGCUGUGCUCUAAAAUCAUCAGACAUGUUAUCCUCCAAAUGGAUGAAAUUAUAGUUUGAAGCUAAAAGAGACUGGAAUCUGCGUCCACCAUACACCUGUGAAAUUUUUCAACUCCAACUGCGCAAAAUCUGCAGAUUUAAAAUUGGUCCUGAUCUUCAACAGCUAGUAUUUACUCGUCCAGACUACAAAUCGUGUCAAAAUCUGUGCAAAAGUUAUAGUAUAUUCCAGCCUAUAUAUAUUGUUAUAAUUAAGCAGUGAGUUGUUCAUUAGUUUACAUUUACAAAGUAUGUUUGCAAAACAACACUAGUUAUGAAAAAAAGAAAGAAAAAAGGUUGAAAAACUAAAGCACUUCUGCCACUGCUGCAGAAGUAGGCCUACAUUAUAAGAGGAAAUGUCACGCAUCUAAAUGUAAAUCAUUCAUUGCAUUUGAUUCAUUAAUGAAUCAUAUCUCACUGAAUUUGUUACAGCAUGAACCUCCCCAUUAAAAAAACGAAACUUUCCUUAAAAUUAUUUAUGAGAGCCAAAUAAAUAAAUAAAAUGUAAAUCCCAUUAUCACAUUGUAAUAUACUUCCAUUUUCUGUAGAGAUCGACUGACUGCAUUUGUCAAGCUUGACCAUUUAAGUCUGUUUCUCAAGUUACAUUUUUAAAAUUGAAUGUAAGGGAAAUAUAAGUUGAUCAGUAACUACAAACCAACUAGGGGACAAAACAAUAAACUGACUAAACUAUUUUUUCAAGAUAGUAGAAAAUAAGAGCAGAAUGUCAGCUAUUUACUAGCAGUUGAGUGUCUGUAGGAGGCGCUGUUGCCAUGUACAGUGUGUGUGACUGAAACGGUUGAUUAGGACAAUUUGCUGACAUACAUUCUAAUAACUAUGUAGUCUUAGGCUUCAACAGAGGAUGUACAAGGUCAAUAACCUAAAGGAAAACAG